AUGCAAGAGUUGCGGCUGUCAUUCGCGGAACCUGCAGACAUAUCGCAAGUCGUCGAUAUUCAUAAUUUCGAUGUCAACGAGGAGGAAUGUUCCACUGGCGUCGCUGCACCUAUUCCGAAGAAGGUGGGGUUGGCAGACUUCGAAUUCGUCAGCGUCGUGGGUCAAGGGGCGUAUGGGAAAGUCUUUUUGGUCCGCAAGAAGAAAGUUUCCCCGAACGUCAAGAGCGAAUUGUACGCCAUGAAGGUCUUGAAGAAAGCGAGUAUUGUUCUGCAUGGGAAAGACGCGGAGCACACCCGAAACGAACGCAGCAUUUUGGAAGAUGUCCGACAUCCCUUCAUCGUCACGCUGCACUACGCGUUCCAAACCGCCUCAAAGCUUUAUCUGAUCCUUGGCUACGCAUCGGGAGGCGAGUUGUUUACCUACCUCUCCAAAGAAAGGAUGUUUGCGGAAGAUGUGGCGUGUUUUUACGUCGCCGAGCUGCUCUUGGCAUUGGAGCACUUGCACGACCUCGGGAUCAUCUAUCGAGAUCUCAAGCCUGAGAACGUGCUGUUAAACGCCAACGGACACGUCUUGCUGACCGACUUUGGCCUAUCAAAAGUUGCUCUCGAUGCACAGACAGUCUGCGGGACGAUCGAAUUCAUGGCUCCCGAAGUCCUCGAUGACCAUCGGAAAGGAGGAUACGAGAAAGCGGUGGAUUACUGGAGUCUGGGAGUUAUGCUUUUCGAUAUGUUGACCGGAUCGCCGCCAUUUACUGGCCACAAUCGCCGGAAAAUUAUGGACGGGAUUUUGAAGAAGAAGGUUGUGUGGCCAAAGUACUUGACACCGCAAGCGCGGGACCUUUGCAACAAACUUCUACAAAAGAACCCAUCGAAGCGUCUGGGUGGAGGCAUGUAUGGAGCCGCCAUGGUGCAAAAGCACCCGUUUUUCAGGAAAGUAGAUUGGCAGAAAUUGGCCGCUCUGGAGGUGGAGCCUCCUCUGGUGCCGACUCUCACGAAUCCUGAAGAUAUCUCGCACUUCGACGAAUGCUUCACGUCGAUGCCGAUUGGAGACUCGCCGGCGGAGCUAGGCAUCGGACAAGCAAACCCAGGGGCCGAGGCGGACCCCUUCGAACAUUUUGUAGGCUUUAGUUAUGUGGCGGAACACCAGUAUAUGUAG
This is a messenger RNA of Fimicolochytrium jonesii, 1155 nucleotides long. Its product is annotated as kinase-like domain-containing protein. Gene Ontology annotation, biological process: protein phosphorylation. Gene Ontology annotation, molecular function: protein serine/threonine kinase activity; ATP binding. The coding region runs from base 1 to 1155 and encodes 384 amino acids. The transcript has a single exon. Lineage: Eukaryota; Fungi; Chytridiomycota; Chytridiomycetes; Spizellomycetales; Powellomycetaceae. The record is from RefSeq and is a predicted model, not a curated record.